AUGUCGCCAAGCCAGGAUUCAGUUUGUGAAGACAAGGUAAGUCUUACAGAUUUAGAAAGUUCAUCAGUAAAUGGAUACUAGUAGAAUUAGAAACUCCAUCAGACGUGACUGCUUACUCGUUGGUAUAUUCUUACUUUUCUAGCUUUGAACUUUAGCUCUCUUUCUCUUAGACUAGACUAUAACUUCUUCUGUUCUUCUUUUUUUCACUCUCUUUACUAGCCAUCAAAAACAGGUUAAGCCUGAGAAUUAAAAACUGAGGCCAAACCUAUGGCUGAGCUAGAGCUGUCUAAAAAUAGCCUAAGCCCAAGUACUAUGUUUACAUUUUGUAAUAUUCAAGCAUUACAUGUAUAACAACGUUACUUUUCAGAAAAUGCACAAGAAGUGCCGUGAGACGCAGCGUCGUCAAAAUAUGAACAAAGCCGCUAGCGAGAUGAAGACCAGGCUGGAAAAUUGUUUAAGUUUCUCACAGCAACACAAAAUGGAGUUCAAUGACGUCCUGGAAGUGUUCAGAACGACGUUCAAGAGAAAGUCCGACAGAUUACGGUUUUGCAAAAGAGGUAACUUUUUUACAUAUUACUUUACACUGUAAAAACUUUUUUAUCUUCUACUUUACAAAGUAAUAUAUUUAAAAAAUGUCAUAAGAAAAAGGAUAUAAGCCUACAAUAAGAGGUCUAAUUUAAGAAAAAACAAAAAAAUUUUAGAAAACUUGUCAUGUUAUAUGUGAUAAUAUGUCAUUUUUACCAUGCUUACAACAUAAAUAUACUUACUAUACCUACUAUUUUAGAAAUCAACCGAAUCGAGAAAACUUUGAAGUUAAGGCCAAAAGACCCAGAACCCAAUAUAAAGAUGGAAUCUGCUGAUUCAGCAGUACAACUAUCCACCCCCAGCCCUACCAAUGCUCCGGCAUUACUGCACGAUUCAACUUCAUCAAGUUCUGGCAGCUUUUCAAACAACUCAGCAAUUCCUGAACUCAACACUUGUGAUGAACAAGUAUUUGGAACUUCGUACUCUACUAACCAUGUUGAUUCCCAAAGAGUGACAGAUUCAGAAGGCCAAGACAGUCAACUAUCAGAAGUAGCAUCUAGUUCAAAUAAACAGGAUUCAGAGGAACCGGCUCUAUUAUCAGCAACACAGUCUAUGGCUAAUGUUCAACCCAGUUUGUGUCUUAAUACUGUUGACAAUGUUGAUUUAAAUACUCUGUCGUAUCUUCAAAACAUGGCUAUGCUACAGAAUAGUGUGCUGAUGCCAAACUAUUUUUCUACUUUGCCUUUGACUAACAUGACUAUGUCUACUGGGCCCAUGUUUAACAUGAAUAUGUCUAGUGUACCUUUGGCCGAUAUGUCUAUGUUUGCUAUGCCUAUGCUUAACAUGGAUAUGUCUACUACUUCUAUGCCCAACAUAAAUAUGUCCAAUGUAAUGCCGACGUUAAAUAUGCCAUCUCUGAUGCCGCAAGCACCUUUACUUGACCCUCUACAACGUAUGAUGUGGUUGAACAUGAUGAACAACACAAACUCUACUGGUUAG
This is a messenger RNA of Bursaphelenchus okinawaensis, 1524 nucleotides long. The record is from the annotation of a GenBank genome assembly. Lineage: Eukaryota; Metazoa; Nematoda; Chromadorea; Rhabditida; Aphelenchoididae.